CAGGCCUCGCGUCGGUGGUCUUCGACAAGGCUCUACGAACACCUGCCGGGAGUGUGAAGACGGAGCAGCAGAAGGAAGUUGACGAUGAAGAGCCAGACCCCAUGGGCCAGCACAAGCCCAACUUGGUUCAGAUCCUCAAUGUGGACAUUGUGGAUACCUGGGGCGGCCUCCUGGCGGAUGUCCUGAGCACAGUCACAGCUCCGUUUGCCGCCAUUGGGCUGCUGGUGAUGAUGAUCCACCAGAUUGGCGACUCCUCAGCUACCGUUGGGGCAUGCUAUGUGCUGCCAGUACUACUUCUCACCGUGCUUGCCACAACGGUUGCCAUGAAAUUCUGGAGGGUCUACCAAGUUUGGCUAGACAAGCGAAUGAAGUGGCUGACAGAGACGCUGAUCUCAAUCCGAACCAUCAAAGCCCUUGCCUGGGAACGGCUCUCCUAUGAUAAACUUAGCCAGGCGCGGGAGGGCGAAAUUACCCAAGCCAAGUACAUGCUGGCGAUCACUGGCUUCAUGACUGCCCUCCAACACACUGUGCCCUGGGGCGUGCUCCUGAUUACAGUUUGGUUCGCCGAGAGACAAGGCAGUAUCCCGGCGCAUCGCAUCAUGAUCCUGCAGCGCCUCAUCGGCGCCUUGUUGGGCAAUGUCUCGCAGGUGACCAACGGCAUCACGCGGCUGAUGACGGUACCCAAUAGCUUCAACCGAAUCAAGCGAUUUUUGGCCCAGCCCGAUCGACCGAAGGAUGUGGUGCGCCCACCGGCGCUCCAGACGCCCAACGCGCCGGCGCUGCGGGUCACAGGGAGCUUCACUUUCGGAGGAAAGAAACCCGCACUGAAGCAGCUGGAUGUGGCCAUCCCAAAGGGAGAGCUCGUGGGUGUCAUCGGCCGAGUCGGCUCGGGGAAGACCACCUUCUUGCAGACCAUCAUUGGGGAGCUGUAUCCCUUGGAGCACAGUUUUGUGGAGGCUCCCGACACCGUUUCGGGUCAUGUCGCCUACUGCUCCCAAGUCCCCUGGAUCUUCGAGGGUACUCUUCGGGAGAACAUCAUUACAAAAUCUGCGAUGCAUCAAGAACGCUACUACAGCUGCAUCUAUGCUGCCGGCUUGGCUCCUGACCUUCAGAUUCUGCCGGGAGGAGAUCAGGUGACCAUUGGCUCCUUUGGCAUCCGCUUGUCGGGCGGUCAGCGAGCUCGUGUGGCGCUGGCACGGGCCGCCUACAUGGAGGCGGCUUCAUUGGUUCUGAUGGAUGACCCUUUUGCAGCCGUGGACGGCCCAACAGGCAACCAUAUUUUCAAUGAGUUGAUCUUGGGUUCACCACUGCGUGGCCGGACCCGCAUUGUCGUGACGCAGCCGGAGAAAUCGCGGCUGCAACACUUUGAUCGACUGCUGCUCUUCGAAGACGGUUGUAUCGUGGAGAUGGGCCCUCCUGCAGAAGUCAUGGAAAGCGAAGCCUUCCGGCGCAUUGAAAGCCAGGUAGAGGAGACAGCCUCUGUUGGUGAUGUGGCAGUGUCUAGAAACGUAGGCCGUGUUGAAGAUGCCAUGACCAUGGUGAAGCAGGCCAAUGAAGCAGGUAGCCUCCUACGAGAGGAGGAAGUCAGAGAAGACAUCACCUGGAGAACCAUUUGGUGGUGGGCCAGAACUGCAGGUUGGGUCAAUCUCUUUGUCCUGAUCUGCUCCGUUUUCCUCCAAUCCAUCGUGGAGAUGCGCGAAUCAUUGGUGCUGGCGGUGUGGAUUGAUGCCAAGGUAGCAUAUCCUGAUGCCAGCGACGGUGUUUUCAUGACUCGACUGAUUGUGGUGGUGCUGUGCUGCUGCGCCGCCAUUUGCAUUUGCUUUCUGGCAGUGUCCACCACCACCCUGGGAGCAGCCAGGUCCAUCCACAAUCAAGUGAUGUCGUGCUUGCUGAAGGCUCCAGUUGACAGAUUCUUUGACAAGCAACCGGUGGGCCGGCUGAUCAACCGCAUGUCCUUUGACAUGAAGCAGGUGGACGAAACAUUUGUGCAAACAAUCUUCGGGAUGUGUUCAAUGUUGGCCACCAUGUUGACCACGAAUCUCUUUAUUCUGUGGGUGAUGCCCCGAUCGGUUGCGUUCCUCUCAGUCCCCAUCUAUGCGAUGACGUUUUACUUUGUGUAUUUGUACCGUGGCAUUGCUGUACCCCUUGUGUUUCACUCCAAGCAUUCCUUGUCUUCGGUACAAGACCUGCAAGCUGUGGUGAUUUCCCAAUGCAUUUCUAUUCGCUCCAACGGAAUGAUGGACAGCUUCAUGGUGCGCUACAAUCACUACUCGCAAAGUGUGAUUCGAAGCCAGUACUUGAUCUACUAUGUUUGCAGGGCCUGGGCACAGUCUCGCGUCUUUCUUUGUUUCGGCAUUCUGGCCGCUUACUUCGCUCUGGGUGGUUUGUACAGCGGUGUCUCCAUGGGCAUUUUAGCCACUUGUGUGAGCUUUGCCUUCUUCCAGAUGAGCCAGUUCGAGGGCCUAUGCAUGAUCUUCACUCACUUGCUGAAUGUCCUGAAUGCCCUCCAACGCUUAUCCAGAUACGUGGGCUUGCCGGAGGAGGCAGCAGAAGAUAUGCCCAAUGACUUCUCAGUGCUGAAGCGGGCCAAGAUACGUCGGGGGGAACUGGUGCCUCUGCAAAUGCGUGCCGAGGCAAAGUCUGGGGGAGAGACCAAGGACCCAUCCCCUCUCCAGGUGUGCAUCAGAGGUGGGAAACCUAUCCUCCGCCUCAGCGCGGAUGGAAAGCACUUGGAGUUUUUGGAGGGCUGCACCCCAGAGGAUUUGGCACCUGCUUGCAAGGCAUUGCAAGGCUUCACUGGGACCUUCCACAUCGUGGCCGUGAAUAGCUUGUCUGCCUCAGCGGAGCAGAUGGCAAGGGAACUGUGCACACCACCAGCUGUGGUCUGGCUGGACUUUUGGAGCAGUGACUUCAACGAAGGCCUUCGUGUGCAGAUUGAAGACCUCACCGCAGGAUAUGGCAAUGCGAAAAGUGUGCUGCAUGGGAUUAGCCUCAAUGUUGAGCCCCGAACGAAAUGCGCAUUUGUUGGGAAGACGGGUUGCGGCAAGUCCACGACUUUGCUGUGCCUCCUACGAUUCUUGGAACCUCGGCAGGGGAGGCUCCUGAUUGGAGGUCGUGACACCACGAAACUUGGACUCCGUGCUCUGCGAAACAUCGUGGGUCUGGUGCCACAGGAUCCCACAGUCUUUGAGGGCACCAUCCGUUUCAACAUCGACCCCUUCGACGAGUUCCCGGACGCGCGGCUCUGGGAGGCGGUGCAAUCGGUGCAGCUGAUGCCCUACAUCCGCACGCUGCCAGAUGGGAUUGACACCUACAUAGAGAGAGAUGGCUCCAACGUCAGCUUCGGGCAGAAGCAACUGCUAAGCCUUGCCCGCAUGGUGGUGCGCCAGCCUCCUGUGCUGCUCUUGGACGAGUGCACCUCAGCAUUGGAUCCCACCACCCAGGAAGCAGCGCAGAAGACCAUCCUGAAGGAUUUUCCCAGGACAACGACCAUAGCAGUAGCACACCGCUUGGAAACGAUCAUGAACUUCGACCAGGUGGUGGUUUUUGAUGAAGGACUGGUGAUUGAGAACGGCACGGUAGACGAAUUGCGGAAAGCCGAUGGAGCAUUUGCCGCCAUGUUGAGGGCAAAGGCGGCCGCAAGCGUGAGACCAUCCCAGCUGCCAAGCAGCUGAUGUGUUGGUUGGCAGUUGGUAGCGCUUCCAUUUUGAUCCAUGGUAAGGGAUUUUAACAUGUUUCAAUAUGAGUCUUGAUGUGUUUUGAAGUUGGCUUAGCAAUAUUUCAAUUUCUACCUCCAAAUGAUCCAAAUGGCUGUUGGAGGUAGUCCCUUCAAUGGUCAGAAUGAGGUUCCAUUCUGAGGCACAGCACUCGCCAGCCCUGUGAUUUUCACCACAAUUUGCUCAGUGCUGCACCUGCAGCAGGGAGAUGCAACCACGCAGCACGCUGG
Cladocopium goreaui is the source of this 3946-nucleotide messenger RNA. The record is from the annotation of a GenBank genome assembly. Lineage: Eukaryota; Dinophyceae; Suessiales; Symbiodiniaceae.